AUGACGGUCCGCUCCCGAGUAGAUCCUGCACCAUUUUCACCUCGAAAGCCGAGGGCUCGACUAGAAUUACCCCUCUAUUAUCAUUCCAUUAUGGCCGACCACGAGACCACAACCAGCCCAGCACAGCCUUUCGCACCCCCACACAACUACAUCGAACAUGAAGGAUAUGUACCAGAAGGCCAGACCCAACGCAACGCCAUGCCCGGAAGUGCCCACGAUGCUCAAGCAGAGGCCCAGGAGAAUGGUGAAGACUACGACGACCUCUUCGACCCCUCAGAAGAAGAAGAAGAAGAAGAAGAAGAAGAAGAAGCAGACCUCUCCGACACCGACCUCGGCGCCUCCAACCCAUCCGACUACACCAAAACCUACAAUCGCCAACGACGACAACACCGAAACGACGCCUCCACCCCGGACCCCCAAAAGCCGAGAACAAACCCGCAACUCAAUACCCGAGCCAACAUCGACGACCAAAUAAAAACCUUGUCAAAACACACCGGCAAACUCCGCCUUACAGAUGUGGAAGCAGGGCUCGGAGGCAAACAACAUGGUGGAGGCGAACGCGCCGAUCGCGCCACCACGGAACAAGUGCUCGAUCCGAGGACGAAGAUGAUAUUACUGCAGAUGCUGAACCGGAAUAUCAUCACUGAGAUGAAUGGGGUGAUUUCCACGGGGAAAGAAGCAAAUGUCUACCAUGCCGUUACCAUCCCCCAAGAAGGCGGCGAAACCGAAACCGGCACGGCUGCAAAGACGAUGCACCGCGCCAUCAAAAUCUACAAAACCAGCAUCCUCGUCUUCAAAGACCGGGACAAGUACGUCUCGGGCGAGUUUCGCUUCAAAGGCGGCUACAACCGCUCCUCGAACCGCGCGAUGGUGAAAGUCUGGGCGGAGAAGGAAUUUCGGAAUUUGAAGAGGUUGAGGGCGGCGGGGAUCCCAUGUCCCGAGGCCGUUUAUUUGAAGGCCCAUGUGCUGGUCAUGGGGUUUUUGGGCAGUGGGAGGGGGUGGGCGGCGCCUAGGUUGCGGGAUUGGGCGUUUGGUUCUUCUUCUUCUGCUAAGAUGGAGGCCAAGAAGAGGGAGGAGGGGUUUGAGGGAGAGGGUGUUGAGGGAGAGAGGGAGGAUGAAGGGGUGGAGGAUGGAGUGGUGGGGAAGUGGCGGGAGGUGUAUAUCACCCUCCUCGGGUAUAUGAGGAGGAUGUACCACGUCUGCAAACUCGUGCACGCGGAUCUGUCCGAGUAUAAUCUCCUCUACCACAACGACAAACUCUUCGUCAUCGACGUCAGUCAGAGCGUGGAACACGACCAUCCUCGAUCCUUGGAGUUCUUGCGCAUGGAUAUUAAGAAUAUUUCCGAUUUCUUUCGGAGGAAGGGCGUGGAUGUGCUUUCGGAACGGACGGUUUUUGGGUUCGUGACGGUGGGGGAGGGGGCGGUGGAGUUGGGGGAGGGAAUGAAGGGGGUGGUUGAGAAGCUUUUCGAGGCUGAGGCAGAGAAGGCGGAGAUUGAGGGGGAUGUGGAGCAGCAGGAGGUUGAUAAUGAGGUUUUUCGGCAGCAGUAUAUUCCGCAGACGUUGCAGCAGGUUUAUGAUUUUGAGCGGGAUGCGGAGGUUUUGGGGCGGGGGGAGGGGGAGGGGUUGGUUUAUCGGGGGUUGCUUGCUGAUGCUGGUGGUGCUGGGGGCCGGGUGGCAGAAGGGGGGGCUGUACAGGCGUCGGCGCCUUCUACCGCCAAGGACGAUCCGGCCGGCAAUGAUGUCGUUGUUGAGGGUGAAGACGAAGACGAUGACGAUGAAGAUGAUGACGAAGAUGAUGACGAAGAUGACCUUGAACUCGACGAAGACGGCAACCCCAUCCGUAAGAAAUGGCCUGAUGACGAGGACGCACGACCGAGGGGGAAGCGGUUCGAGGACAAGGAGGCGAAGAAGGCGCAUAAGGUGCUCGUGAAGGAGGAAAAGCGGGAUAAGAGGAAGGAGAAGAUGCCGAAGCAUGUUAAGAAGAAGUUGGUUGGGCAGGGGGGAAGGGGGAAGAAGUAG
Messenger RNA from Recurvomyces mirabilis, 2019 nucleotides. RefSeq names its product Serine/threonine-protein kinase rio1 (gene rio1). Gene Ontology annotation, cellular component: preribosome, small subunit precursor; cytosol. The coding region runs from base 1 to 2019 and encodes 672 amino acids. NCBI's taxonomy places the organism in Eukaryota, Fungi, Ascomycota, Dothideomycetes, Mycosphaerellales, Teratosphaeriaceae. Gene Ontology annotation, molecular function: ATP binding; protein serine/threonine kinase activity. Gene Ontology annotation, biological process: maturation of SSU-rRNA. The record is from RefSeq and is a predicted model, not a curated record. The transcript is spliced from 2 exons.